GUCGCCUCACCGGCAGCCGCGGCUCGGGGAAGGACGGACGGAGCCGGGGCCGGGAGCCGCCGGGGCAGGGCUCGGGAGAGCUGGCCCCACCAUGAGGCCCCAGCCCCGCCGGAGCCCGCGCGCUCCCCGGGCCCUGGGCGCACCGUGCUAGCCCCCAGCCGGGGUGUGGAGAGGCGCGGUGGCCAUGGCCAGCCACGUGGACCUGCUGACGGAGCUGCAGCUGCUGGAGAAGGUGCCCACGCUGGAGCGGCUGCGGGCCGCCCAGAAGCGCCGGGCUCAGCAGUUGAAGAAGUGGGCCCAGUAUGAGCAGGACCUGCAGCACCGCAAGCGCAAGCACGAGCGGAAGCGCAGCACUGGCGGCCGGAGAAAGAAGGUGGCCUUCGAGGCCAGUGUGGCCCUGCUGGAGGCCUCCCUGAGGAAUGACGCCGAGGAAGUACGCUACUUCCUGAAGAAUAAGGUCAGCCCUGAUUUGUGCAACGAAGAUGGACUCACAGCCCUGCACCAGUGCUGCAUCGACAACUUUGAGGAGAUUGUCAAGCUGCUCCUUUCCCAUGGUGCGAACGUGAACGCCAAGGACAACGAGCUGUGGACGCCCCUGCAUGCCGCAGCCACCUGCGGCCACAUCAACCUGGUGAAAAUCCUCGUGCAGUAUGGGGCCGACCUGCUUGCUGUUAACUCCGACGGGAACAUGCCGUAUGACCUCUGUGAGGAUGAGCCCACGCUGGAUGUCAUUGAGACAUGCAUGGCAUACCAGGGCAUCACUCAAGAGAAAAUCAACGAGAUGCGGGCAGCUCCCGAGCAGCAGAUGAUUUCGGAUAUCCACUGUAUGAUUGCAGCAGGCCAGGACCUUGACUGGAUAGAUGCCCAGGGUGCCACGCUGCUGCACAUAGCUGGAGCCAAUGGAUACCUGCGUGCAGCCGAGCUCCUCCUGGACCACGGAGUGCGUGUGGAUGUGAAAGACUGGGAUGGCUGGGAGCCACUGCACGCGGCUGCCUUCUGGGGACAGAUGCAGAUGGCAGAGCUAUUGGUAUCCCACGGGGCCAGUCUCAGUGCUAGGACAUCCAUGGAUGAGAUGCCAAUAGACCUGUGUGAGGAGGAGGAGUUCAAGGUCCUACUGUUGGAGCUAAAACACAAGCACGACGUGAUCAUGAAGUCACAGCUGAGGCACAAGUCGUCCUUGAGCCGGAGGACGUCCAGUGCAGGCAGCCGUGGGAAGGUGGUGCGUCGAGCCAGCCUGUCGGAUAGGACCAACCUGUACAGGAAGGAGUAUGAGGGAGAGGCCAUUCUGUGGCAGCAGCGGAGUGCGGCCGAGGAUCAGCGGACCUCGACCUACAACGGGGACAUCAGGGAGACCAGGACAGAUCAAGAGAAUAAGGACCCAAACCCCCGGCUAGAGAAGCCUGUGCUACUCUCUGAGUUUCCUACGAAGAUCCCACGAGGUGAAAUGGACGUGCCUGUUGAGAAUGGCCUCCGGGCCCCGGUCAGUGCCUACCAGUAUGCACUGUCCAACGGGGAUGUGUGGAAGGUGCACGAGGUGCCCGACUACAACAUGGUCUACAGCAGCCCUGGUGUGGCCAAUGCCACCCCACCCUGGAGUGGCUACAAGGAACAGAGUCCCCAGACACUUCUGGAGCUGAAGCGGCAGCGGGCUGCAGCUAAGCUGCUCAGCCACCCCUUCCUGAGCACCCACCUGGGCAGCAGCAUGGCCAGGACGGGCGAGAGCAGCAGCGAAGGCAAGGCCCCCUUGAUCGGAGGCAGAACUUCACCGUACAGCAGCAAUGGGACAUCAGUGUAUUACACGGUCACCAGCGGAGAUCCCCCACUCUUGAAGUUCAAGGCCCCCAUGGAGGAGAUGGAGGAGAAGGUCCACGGCUGCUGCCGCAUCUCCUAGUCACCAUGUGAUGGAGGAAAGAGAUGCUUCAGGGACGGGUCCUUGGAAUCCAGGCCAGCCCAGCAACCCUGGCUGGGGAGGCUUCAGAGGGCAGCCGCGGGGAGGUGGACUCUGCUUUCCUGAGGAACGCUGACCCCACCUCUCAGCUAGCUGCCCAUAGCACCACCCCUUCCCAUGGUUCUGCUUCCUGCUGCAUUGUCUGCUAUCAGAAACAAGGCCUCUAGUGGCUUCUUGGCUCACCCUGCUGUCAGAGUUUGGGAGGGAGGGCUGGGAUUCCAGUUCUGUUAUUGGGAAAGGCUUCUCUGGACCAGUACUCACAUGUCACACAUCAACACAUACACACACUCAUGUACACGCACGCUCAAUCAACAUGUGUGGGAAUGAUAGCUGGGCUCAUGGAAGCAGGUGGGACUGAGAAUUUGUGGACUAUUCCCCCAAAAAUUGAGGUUAAGACUCAGAGUUAUGUCACCACUGCCAAUGUGACUUUAGCAGGAGAGGAGGCCUGCUAAGCUGGGACCCAGAGUCCUGCCAUGUUCUGGGCCACCAUCCACAUCAGGCAGGAGCAGGAAGUCCUCUCUGUGUUCAGAGGGAGCCAUGAACCCACCUGGGUAGAUGAGAUACAGGCCUUCUCCCCACAGCCGUGCUCGUGCCAGGAGCCAGCUGUGUGACCACCCAGAGGUCAAGGUCGAAAACCAGGCUAUUCCAUUCCUAGAAUAAUCCAAAUCACAUUUUGCAAUUGGAUGGAAGCAUCAGAAAGUGGAGGGGCAUCUUUUAAGAUGCAAAACUCUAAGUGAGAGGUAACUGAAUUUGGCUGCCUUCAUGGAUAGUCUCUUGGUCACUAGGUUCUACUGACUAGUAUUGGAAAAUGAGCUCAGUGAGGAGCUUCAGUUGGUAGGGCUUUUCCAAGAAAAGUGAGUUCAUGUUGGUAAUUUCUACAGAUGUGUCUGGUAACCAUGGCAGAGCCCAGUGCCCUGGCUGAUGUUUGUGAAUUUCCAGACAGUUUCAGUUCAGCCUGUCUCUGCUGGCCCUCCUUGGACUGAGCCAUCAGAGUGAGCAGUGAGGGGCUGGCUGUAGCUGCCCACCCAUCCCAGGCCUAGCUUUGCCUUUUCUGGAAUGCUCGGUGAGACAAGCUUGUCAGUUAGCCCUUGUGGGUUCCCGCCUGGCCCAGGGGCUCCCAGCCUGCUCCAGCCGGAGUGGUGAUGCCCCAAGGCUGCAAACCCAAGGUGCCCAUGGCCAACACCCUGCAUUGCAUUCAGAACAGUGGAGUUGGGGCUAGAGCUGUGUCCCACCCAAGCCCUACAACUUUAUAGGCCCAAUCUCCCUGAUGCUGGGGAGGUUGGACCUCCAGGGGCAGGCUGCCCAUCGCCUCUCCACACAUUCUCUCAUGAGCCCCUUUGAAAUUGUCACCAUGAGUUAGGCGCUGUCCACAGGCUCAGCCAAAACCUAUUGGUAUAACUAACAAGCAGGUUUGGUCCCUGCUCUGUGAGCCUUUUAUUUGUCCUAAAACUACCUCUUUAGAGCUCUGAAGGGGCCCCCUAGAUCCAGAUUCUGUGAUUUGGGGAACAAACUGGGAUUCCCUUUAACCCUCUUCUUUCUGAGCCUAUGAAAAAUUCUCCCUGAGAGGCACCUGGGCCACGGGGCUGGGGCUGGGGCUGGAGAAGCCCCGCCUUUUGCCACAACCCUAAUGGGUCUGCUCUUUGUCAGUCUCAGUCCCCACUGUGGACCUCGUGGCCCCCAUAACCCACAGAGGGAGCUGGGUCCCUGGGAACCUGGCCAAUGCUUUACCAAGAGCAGGGCAGCUGGCCCAGAGAGCAUGGGGCACAGGGGGAGUCACUGUGCCCCUGGUGGCUCUUGGAUGCAUGGAGGGUCAAAUCAUCAGGCCACCUACACCCCAGCUCCAGGACAGAUCCAGUCUAGGGUGGAGGGGCUGGUCAGGGGACUGCAGACAGAUGUGUAUGAUGCUUCCCACAUCCCUGGGGGCAUGGAGCAGGCUCUCUAGCAUAUCAGCCUAUGGCUGGAGCAGGGCAGGGAUGAUCUAAAAGACAUAUACCUUUGGCUUUAAAACAGUGUUCAGAUCAGACUAACACUGAAAUUCCUCUUGAGCCGACUUAAGCUGCAAGCUGAGGAGCGCCGAGAAGCCACAGCUCCUCAGGAGAGAGCUGUGCAGGUUUUUGGAUCUCUUUGCUCAGAGGCCAGAAACUGGAGGUAUUUAUGGCCCACUCUGAGCCCUUCUGGCCACGCCCUCUUUCUCCCUUGCUUCCUGCCUCCUGGGCCAUUCUUCUCCCACCCAGAAGGCUGGGAACUCCAGUUCAUUCCCCAACAGGAGCCAACUGCAGACUCUUGGGCACUAGCUCACAUUUUCAGUCAGGGAUAAACCAUUCCCUGUUAGGGCUUUAGGUGCCUGGGGUACUCUCCCUGUUGGUUUCUUGGGUAUUGAAGGAAAGGCUGGGGCCAAGGUCAUCCAUUUAUUCACUCAUGUAGUUUAUUGAGUAGCUGUGACAUACCAGGCACUAUGUUAGGUUCUGGGGAUGAAAGAGGACCGAGACAGAGUGAAGAGACUGCUCUCUACAGUGGGUGUUAGCAGCAGCCCAUUCAAGUCACCUGAGACAAUGACUGUAUCCUGGCCCAGCGUCACUUUGCUUUUCAGUUCCUGGACUCCCUAGAGUAUGAAUCCUAUUAGGUGGGAAACAGCUGUCAUGGCCACCCUUGGGAGACGUUUGCCCCUAAACAUGCUGGAUCUUGCAUUCCAGGCAGACACCAUCCCAAGUCCAUGCGGAACUCUCAGGGAUAGAGCUGCCUUCAGGCCAGCAUCUUUGGGGCACUAUAUAAUAGCAGUUUGAGGUCAGUGUCUAGGAGAAUAAGGAGUGGAAUAUACUGUCCAGUGCAUCUCAGGUUCUUAAACUCAGUGUCUCUUGCUCAUUUUUGGUCACUUAUAUAGUCUUCCUGCCCCACCAAUGGGUACUGGGAGGGAAAGGAGCUUCUCUGUUAACAUUGAAGCCUUUCCUCAUGAUUCUGCCUCUUUUCCUGGCAGGCAUAUAGAUCAAGGGGCUGGGAGAAAGCUGGCAAGGUCGGCCAAUUGCCCAGCUCCUGCUGAGACCCAGGUCUAGUGGCAGUUCCUGGCAGAUUAAAGGAGGUUACUUCCCAAGCAGGUGCCACGUGGCUCACUGUGAGCUCUGGCCCUUAUUCCCACCCUAUGCCCCAGACAAUUGAAGAUUGGUGGCUAUCACCAGAUAGUCAUCAGUGGCUGACCAGUACCUGAGGGAAGCUGAAUGAACCCUAGACCCAGGUCUACUGAAGACUUCAGGAUGUAAUUCUCCAUCAAAUAUGCAGCAUUGAUGAAACUGCACUGUUUGAGCAAUUUAAAUGGCCUUGGUAACUUAACGAGGGUGUGUCCCCUGUCCUAUCCUACCACAGUUUUCUGGCUUUGUAAUAACAUGAGACCAUUUGGGUUAUUGGUAUCAGAUACCAUUUGAUCUUGAGUGUCUCUCCCACCUGCUUUCCCAGAGCAAGAUACCGGGGCACUUUCCAGAAGGCGCUCCUUACAAGAUGAUCAGAAGGACCAUGUUUAACUCUUGCUGUUGUAGCCUGGGGGACAACUUCCCCUUCCCCAGGGCACAUAAGAGCAAAGGGUCAUGUGGUCAGUGGAUAACCCCACAGAAGUGACCGUGUUUGCCAAAAGCUAUAGCCCUUUCCUUGACAAGAGUCUCUCGCUGGCCAGUUGGCCAGAGGGCCUGCUUCCUAAGGGCACGUAAAUGCCGCAGUGCGGGGCCGGGCUCUGCGCACCCAGGAAAAGUCUGCAGACCCCCAGCCCUCCGCAAUAAUUCACCAGACCAGAAGCCACUGAUGUACAGAGAAAACUUAAGAAAAAUGUAUUUUAUGUGAAAAGAAGUUAACUCUGUAUACUGUAUCAGCAGCUUUGUGUAAAAAAUGGCAAUCAAGAGAGUCUAAUAUAUUUAAAACGUUUUUUAAAAAAAAUCUUCGCAGAUCUUUGAUAUUGUAUUGAAGUCACUUACAGGUAGCUCCUCACCAUGUGGCAGUGGUGGGCCUCAUGUCCAAGAUCAUGGCCCAAUCACAUCCCAAAGGGGCAUGUCCCUGGAGUUGCUUCCAGCUGCCAAGGCCUGUGACAGA
Pteropus alecto (black flying fox) is the source of this 6019-nucleotide messenger RNA. RefSeq names its product protein phosphatase 1 regulatory subunit 16B (gene PPP1R16B). Gene Ontology annotation, biological process: establishment of endothelial barrier; regulation of sprouting angiogenesis. Gene Ontology annotation, molecular function: protein binding; enzyme inhibitor activity; protein phosphatase regulator activity. NCBI's taxonomy places the organism in Eukaryota, Metazoa, Chordata, Mammalia, Chiroptera, Pteropodidae. Gene Ontology annotation, cellular component: cytoplasm. The record is from RefSeq and is a predicted model, not a curated record. The transcript is spliced from 11 exons. The coding region runs from base 185 to 1891 and encodes 568 amino acids.